Molecule: messenger RNA, 1832 nt
Organism: Brassica napus (rape)
Lineage: Eukaryota; Viridiplantae; Streptophyta; Magnoliopsida; Brassicales; Brassicaceae
Product: ankyrin repeat-containing protein BDA1-like
Exons: 3
Coding region: 296-1633 (445 amino acids)
Molecular function (GO): protein binding
Source: RefSeq, a predicted model, not a curated record
GUAUGCAAUAUAGAUUAAUUGAGAAUAUGCUAGUGGAUGCAGAGCUUUUAUGAUUUCUUGUUAGGUUCCACUUUUUGUCUUUAGUUGCUUGCUCUCCAGUAUGAACUUCAUGUGGGAAUAUAGUAUCUUUAAAAGUGGUUGAUGAAAGGUUUUUCUUUGUCGUUUCUCUUACAUGUGAGUCAUUCCGCAUGGAGGUUGACUUACUGGCUUUUGCUCGGAAGCUCCCUCUUAAACACGCCCAAGAGUUCUAUCAUAAACCUAAAAUUCUAUCAUAAACCUAAAAUUUUUCUUUCCAAUGGAUCCAAGACUUCAACAAGCAGCUGAAUCUGGAAGCAUCGACGAGCUCUAUGCUCUUAUUGAUGAGAAUCCAUACAUACUUGAAAACAUGGACGCAGUGCCAUUUGUGAGCACUCCCCUCCAUGUAGCUGCAGCUUCUGGGAACAUACCAUUUGCCAAGGAGAUGCUGAAUCUCAAGCCCUCUUUUGCUAGAAAGCUCAACACAAGCGGGUACAGUCCAUUGCAUCUUGCUGUAGACAAGGAUAAGACUAAGUUUGUCGGCAGGAUGCUCUGGCUUGAUAAUGGUCUUGCCCGCGUUAAAGGGAAAAACGGCAUCACACCGUUUCUUUCACUAGUGUCAAGAGGAAAAACAAAUCUUGUGGCAGAGUGUCUCCUUACUUCCCCUGAAUGUAUCCAAGAUGAGACUGUAGAUAGCCAGAAUGCUCUGCAUCUUGCUGUGAUACAUGAUAGAUUUGAAGUUCUCCAAGUCCUCACUGGAUGGAUCCGGAGGAUGAGCCAAAGAAAUGCUGACUCCAUUGAGUAUUGUGUUCUGAAUGAAUGGGAUUCUAACAACAACACGCCUUUGCACCUUGCAGCAUAUAAGAAUGAUCACCAGAUGGCUAAACUGUUAUUGGAAUGUCGAUUGGUUCAGCGGAACCAAGUAAAUGGUGAUGGUUUAACUUUCCUUGACAUCUUCAGAACCCAAGGACAAAGAGACGCAGGUGGAGACUUAAGAAGCCAGGGACCGAGAGUCUUGGGAGAGGACUUAGAUUUGGAACAAGUUGUUGCAAAAACCGGGUGUAAAGAGGCGGCGUCCUUGCCAAGACCCAAGGCAAGGUUUGAGAUUUUAAAAUCACCAUUCACUUUCUGGUCAUUCUGCUUCACGGGCAUGAGACGCCUAAGGACUAACACGUCAGAUGAAUCUCGUGGAGUGUUCCUGAUUGUAUGCACUUUGAUAAUAACAGCUACUUACCAGACUGCCCUCCAGCCUCCCGGAGGUUUACAUCAAUCCGAGGAUUCGAAUGCGGGUUCCGUGGUGAUGAAACAGGCAUUCUUCAUCCUUAUUUGGGUUUCCAACACCAUAGGCUUCGGCUGCGCUAUACUCUACACCUUUUGUCUCAUACCACUUGGUAGUUUGUUUGAAAAUUGGUUCUCUUGGAUUGGGACAACUCUGUGCAUUUCUUAUGCUCUAGCAAUGGCAGUAAUCUCACCGCACCCUCUAGUGUUUCUCUCCGCGACCUUCGCCUUCUUCCUGCUCAUUGUUCUCUAUAUCUUGCUUGAAGUUUUCAUACAACGAUGGCGGAAGCAUCGAUCUAUGGCCCCUAAGACCCGAUUAAGCUGGUUUUGGAAGGUUUGAUACAACAUGUAUCACUUCUAUUACAGAAGAGAGGAUUUUGAGAAGGUAAAAGAUGCAACCGUCAAAACACAUGCCAUGCCCCUUGUUUAGUCUUUUAUUGCAAUAAUGUUCAGUUUUGUAACUUAUUGACUUUUAUAUAUACUAUGCUAUGUAAAAAAUGAUUUCAUGCAUGGGAAUCUUGAUACCAUCUUUGCUUCUA